Molecule: messenger RNA, 1178 nt
Organism: Girardinichthys multiradiatus
Lineage: Eukaryota; Metazoa; Chordata; Actinopteri; Cyprinodontiformes; Goodeidae
Gene: cbln18
Product: cerebellin 18
Exons: 7
Coding region: 139-873 (244 amino acids)
Molecular function (GO): protein binding
Source: RefSeq, a predicted model, not a curated record
CACCUUGUGGGGUGGAUCACCUUCCGUUCAUCAAUAAGAGGCUACAAACUUCCCCUGCUUUAAACUCUCAGUUUCACAAACUCACCUCAAGUUGACAGUGCAUUUCUGAACGGGAAGAGGGAGCAACUGAACAAAACAAUGGGUGUGUUACCACUAGUGCUCCUGUCGGGGUCGCUGUUUCUCUGCGGACGCGUUGCGGCCCUGUCCUCUGCUAUGGACGUCCUCAAACAGGACGCAGUUCAGUGGAAUGGGUCUCUAACCUGCAGCAAGUGGGACUGUGAUUGCCCUUUCUAUCGCCAACGUGGCUGCUGCUGCGCAGCCAAUGAAAUGUACCAAGUAGAAGAAGAGAGCUUCAAAAGGAUCAAAUAUUUGUGGCAGAAAAUCAUAUCCCUGAAUAGCAGCGUAAAUUCACUUUCAGAUGGUUUCAAGGUUUCCUUCAAGGCCACCAUGAUUCCAAAUAUGGCCAUCGAAAUUCCUGGAACCACUGAGCGUUGCUUUGGUCCUUUCAAUACCAACGUACCAAUCCCGUUCCCCCAAGUAACACUCAACUCUGGCAAUGGAUACAACCCCUCUAUGGGUGUCUUCACUGCCCUUUGCCCUGGUGUUUAUAUGUUUUCUUUUACCACCUUCUCAUCUGUUGGAGAGGGUGGACGCCUCUACCACAAAGUCCAGCUCAUGAAGAACGGCAGGAUGGUGGUCAGUGUGUGGGAGAACAAUCGAGAAGAUGCCGAGGACAGUGCCACUCAGGUUGUGGUAAUGGAGAUGCGGCGAGGCGAUCAAGUCUAUUUGGAGCUGUUGUCCGGGAGGAAGCUCUGCACAAAUAUGGAAUACAAUAUUUUCACCGGUCACAUUGUGUACCCCUACACUGUGUGACCAACCUACAGGACAUCAAGGGGUCCUUUGAAAUCCACUUGUCUUCAUACAACUAAGAGAAUAAAUAGAGAAAUAAAAUAACUGUUACUGCACCCAGUCUGUGAUCUACUGUCAGAAUUGUCCAAUAGCAUAAGAACCUGUGCUGUAGUCAUAUAUGUGAAUACAAACAGUGAUUUUGCAUAACAUGAAUAUUUUCAAAUAAAAAUGUAUUUUUGUGAAUACAUGACCAGAACAAUGCUGAGAGGCUGUGUAAAAACAAAACGUGACAUUUUGUUGAUUUGAAUGCAAUUAAAGGCUGUCUGAGA